Pomacea canaliculata is the source of this 2217-nucleotide messenger RNA. Its product is annotated as neuronal acetylcholine receptor subunit beta-2-like. Gene Ontology annotation, cellular component: membrane; synapse; neuron projection. The record is from RefSeq and is a predicted model, not a curated record. The transcript is spliced from 8 exons. Gene Ontology annotation, biological process: monoatomic ion transmembrane transport; signal transduction; regulation of membrane potential. The coding region runs from base 733 to 2217 and encodes 494 amino acids. Gene Ontology annotation, molecular function: transmembrane signaling receptor activity; neurotransmitter receptor activity; extracellular ligand-gated monoatomic ion channel activity. Lineage: Eukaryota; Metazoa; Mollusca; Gastropoda; Architaenioglossa; Ampullariidae.
ACUGCCAUGAACGCGCCUGCAGCCGCCCGGUAGAAAUGCGCAUGCGCAGUGGCACACAAAUGGCGCUGUGCCCGCGGCAUCAAUUUGUCAGCGAUAAUACCACACAAGUUGUCCGCUCUUAGACUUUAGUGGACAAGUUUUUCGAUCCACCCCCACCCCUUUCUUGGAAGCUGUGCUUUGCCAGUCUAAUUACAAGCUUUCCCUGGAUACUCCGCCAGACAAAGGGGGUGGGGGAGGCGAGAUGCUGCGGGUGCUCAAGCUGUUGAAACGAGGUGAAAAGUGUGGGUGACCAAAAAUAUAACAACAGAAAGGAAAGAAAGAGAAAACCUGGCGAGGGUUAAAGAAUGGUGCCAUGACACUCAAGGCUUUUCCUCCCUUCUUCUUCGCUCUCAUCUCACAAUCUGUUCUUUUUAUCCACCCGGCGACAUCAGGGUCUUCAGGAUUCCAGUGGAUGGUGAGGCUGCGGAAGACAACACCAACGUCCCAAGGCAUGUGACUUUAGUGGAUUAACCUGCUUCUUCCUUCCAUCGACAGCUGGAGCUGGAUGCGUUUGUGAAGACGGAGAGUGUUGCGACAGGAGUGAUCUGCCUUGACUGUUACAGACCGUGGUGGCGCUGUGAGGCGCUGGGAGGCUGGUGGCCGGUCAGUGGGUUCAUGUGGAGGCGCUGGGUGCUGAGCUGCUGGCGGUGCUGUGACGUGUAAGGGGGACGUAGACACGUGGGGUGCCUUCUCAUGUCAGGUGACUGCACGGCUACUAGGAUGGUGUGUCUCACCUGCUGCUUCAUUUCCUUGCUGUGGAUCUUCGUCAGAUACACGGAACUCAGUGGCGCUGCGACCUCCCACGACAUGAUCCGCCUGCGGCGAGACGUGCUGUCCAACUACAGUCGGGGCAUCGUGCCCCUCCACAACCAGAGCCAGUCCGUGCAUGUCAACGUGUCCUUCUUCCUCAUCAUGAUUCACGACCUGGACAUGAAAAACCAGGUGCUUACUGCAAGCGGGUGGCUGAAGAUUGACUGGCGGGACGAGUUCCUGGUGUGGAAUCCUGCAGACUAUGGCGGCAUCGACGAGCUGAUCGUCUUCCAAAGGGAAGUCUGGCUGCCCGACUUGUUUGUGGAGAACACGGCCCAGAACUAUGUAGAACUGGGCAAUGAUGCCAUGUUGAUCAGCGUGACUAACGAUGGCAGCAUCAUCUGGGAGCCCGGCAUCGUCACGGAGACCAGCUGCGCAGUCAACAUCGGAAAGUACCCGUUCGACACCCAGAUCUGCGACAUCAGAUACCUGACUUGGAUGCAUACGAAUCGCACGCUGUCGGUGGGGCCGGAAUUUGAGGAGAUUAACCUGGACGCCCAGCUGCCCAACGGCGAGUGGGACAUCACCAUGACCGAAGCACGCUUCUAUUCCUACCCGAGCACGUACCGCCUGGGGUGGGAGCACACGGGGGUGACGUUCGUGGUGCACCUGCGGCGCAAGCGGACGUUCUACAUCCUCAACACCAUCAUCCCCGUCGUGAUGCUGUCGCUGCUCAACGUCCUUGUCUUCAUCCUGCCGGCUGACUGUGGCGAGCGCAUGGCUCUGGCCGUCACCGUCCUUCUCUCAUUCACCGUCUACCUGGGCAUCAUCUCCGACAACAUGCCCAAGACCUCGGAGAGCCUCUCCUUGCUCGCUGUCUACUUGACAACGCUUCUGGCCGUCAGUACGUUGUCAGUCAUCUCCGCCGGGCUUGUACUCAACAUCCACCACCGGGACCCACGCCACCCGGUACCCAGCAGCCUCAAGUAUCUUUUCGACAGGAGCGGCCACCCGUCCUCGUGGACCCGCAGAUCCACCCUGAAGAAGACCUUCAGCAACAACUCGGAGGCCAGCGAGUUCACUUCGCCCCCAGAGACCGGAAGCUUGGCACCAUCCGGGCACUCCGAGCACUUGAAGGAACUACAGGUCGUCUGCGAGACCAAGGUGAAGGUCAAAGAGAACGGCGAGCACGACGUUCAGUUGCGGAGUAUGGGUGGGGGUGGCGGGGGCGGUGGACAGCGGCGGCGGGGUGGGGGUCACGUGCCCCCCGAGUGUCGGAGACUGAUGCGAGAGCCAGAGAUCGUGCGCGCACCGGAACUGACGUGGCACGAGAUCGGCAAGUCGCUAGACAGCAUUCUCUUCUGGAUCUUCUUCAUCAUCACCAACACCGUCACCACAAUCAUCCUUCUAAUGUUCGUUGGCUGGUAA